Messenger RNA from Puccinia triticina, 1188 nucleotides. RefSeq lists its product as uncharacterized. The transcript has a single exon. The record is from RefSeq and is a predicted model, not a curated record. The coding region runs from base 1 to 1188 and encodes 395 amino acids. Lineage: Eukaryota; Fungi; Basidiomycota; Pucciniomycetes; Pucciniales; Pucciniaceae.
AUGUACACUGUACGUCUGCUCCGGACUCUGCCCACACAUGGCUGCCGUGGGCUCAAACCAUGCAAGAAUCGGACGCCCCGCACGAGGCCCUCGACUUCGCCACUCGUCUGUUGCCGGAUUCGCGUCCCAUCGCCCAUGACACGGAUUUGCGUCGAUCGCAGGGACCUGAUUUCGAUCACAACCAACUUCAUUUCGUCAGUGGUCCAUGGCCGGGGUGGCAUAGUCAACGGCCAGAAAGUGAUUCUCGUCCCCGUUCCCCAGCAUUUUGAUACGCGUCCGCGGUCUGAAACGGACUCCCAUCAAAAUCUUCUGGAUAGUCCACGGCCGGAAUUGGAUCCCAUUUCUCAUGAGAUUGCCUCGCGCACGCCGCCUGAAUUGGCUUGUCUUCAAGAUAACAUCUACUUUGACGAUAGCCCAUGGCCGGAGAUCGAAACUCAUCCCAUUCCCGAUGGUAUCAACCCGCAUUCACCCUCUGUUCAACAAGAGCAGCCAUACUCCCCAAACGAACUUCAAAACUCAGGAAGAAAAAGAAAGGAACCCUCCAGGGAUGAUGCUGAGAUUCCUUUUGAAAUCGUCAACUGCGGGCGGCCAGCCAAAAGUGAAAGACAGAUUAUCUGUGAAGCAAUCCGAAGUAUCAAGCAAAUCAAUGGGUGCAGAUUAAUCAGUGACGAACGGGAAGACGAAUACAAGAUUCUUACGAUAAAGGAGGAUCAGAUUUACCGCUUUCUUUCUCAAGUGGUACAGAAAAAAAGAAACAAAUACAACCUUCAUCGAUUUGGUUUGGCCAACCUACUAGAUGUUACACAGGAACAGUAUUCCCAAGUGCAACAAAAAAGAAGGCAGUGUGCUUUGUUACGAUUCAAACGUGAAGCCAACACAAGAAAGCUAAAAUUGUAUGUACUCUACACAGAUCCUGUCAUCUCUGUGUUCAAAGAUUCUAUACUUGAUCUUAAAGAAAGAAUCAAAAGCAAAUACUCUCGCACACAGGCAUCAUACUUACUGAAAGAAUUGCAAUGCAUCCUGAAGACACUACCUAUCUACUUGUUUCACGUAGAUUUGAUCAACACACUCAUUCCAGCUCAAGGUGUGACUACAUUGGAAUCACAAAGGCAAGAAGCUGGUCAGCAGUUUUUCAAGUACAUCCAGGGCCUUAUUGCAAAUCUACACACCGCAAAAGAUACAUUUUGA